AUGCAACCCGAUGUUAUUUUAUUACUAAAUUGUAAUGAUGAAACAUUUUCUACUAAUCUAUUUUUAUCUCGAUGUACAACACAUUCAAUUGAGGAAUAUGAACGAUGGUUUGAACCAACAAUAACUGAUAAAGAAACAAUCUCUAAAAUAUUUUGUAUUGAUGAAGUUUAUCCAAUUGAUCAAUUAAUAACAUUAAAACUUCCAUCCUCGCCUAUUUUGUUUUUUAAUUCACAAUUUAUUAAUGAUAAAACUAUAAAUAAAAAUAAUAUCGUACCGUUUUUAAAAAUAUUUUCAUCACCGAUUGUUUGUAAUCAGUUAACUACUUUACUUCAUACAUUACGAUCAAUAAAAUCAUUGACGGAACAAAAUCUUAUACGUCAAGCAUGUGAAUUAGGAUCAAAAGCGUUUAUCAAAACAAUGAAAAAUUGUAAAAAAGAUAUUAAGAAUGAAUAUUUAAUUAAAGCUCGAUUUCAAUAUGAAUGUGAAAUGCUUGGUGAUAUUUCAAUGGCCUUUUAUCCAGUUGUUGCUGCUAGCGGAAGAUCAAAUGUUAUUCAUUAUCAAAAAAAUAAUCAAUCAAUAAAUGAAGAUGAUUUAAUUAUGUUAGAUGGAGGUUGUUUAUUUAAACAAUAUUCUAGUGAUAUAACACGUCUAUGGCCUAUAAAUGCUGAUCAGUAUAUGAUAAAAUAUUUACGUGAAGAAUCUAUUCUUUUACGAACAAUCGAUGAUCAUUAUGCUAAAAAUAUUAUUCGUGUAUUAUGUCCGACAGGUGUUAGUCAUCAUCUUGGUCUUGAUGUACAUGAUUGUGAAUUAUAUUCAACUUCUCAACAACUUCAACCUGGUAAUAUUAUUACCAUAGAACCUGGUCUUUAUAUUCCUUUGAAUAAUAAAGAUGUUCCACCAAUGUAUCGUGAUUUUGCGGCACGAAUAGAAGAUGACAUUUUGGUAACGAAACAAGGUUGUGAAGUUUUGUCUAAAAUGUGUCCGAAAGAAAUUGAUGAUUUAUAUCGAAUACUUGAUGAUAGAGAUAAAUCCGAUAUACAGUGA
Molecule: messenger RNA, 1044 nt
Organism: Rotaria socialis
Lineage: Eukaryota; Metazoa; Rotifera; Eurotatoria; Philodinida; Philodinidae
Source: the annotation of a GenBank genome assembly